GAGGUUGCCGCUUGGGUCUGGUACCCAUCGCAUCCGAGACCGAGGCCGAAUCUGGGCUCUGGCGGGGACCGGGUUAGUGGGGCCCUAGCUCGGGUUGAAAGGAUUUUGUUUAGUCAAUUAUUGUAAUUGCUAAUGCCAUCGCCAUCACAAUCGUCAUCAUUAACAUCCUAUUUUAAUUAAAAUAAUCAUCCCAGAGGGCAGCAGUUUGUCCCUUUUGGCUCCUUUGGCGGGAGAACAAAGCAGCGGGUUUUUUCCCGCUACCGCCGUUUUCUAAGUUGCUGGGUUUGAGGUAGGAAGAGAAAAUGGAGAGAGGCACGGACCCAGAGACUUGGUCAUAAGGCAAACAUUAACCCCCAGCGAACACGCCAACAUUAACCCCCCGCAAACACGCCGGGAAUGGAUGGAUUCCCCUCUGCUUUCCUCCCCUCCCCUCUUUUGGAUUAGAAGCGGAGAAAGAAAAUCUUCCGCAUUGUAUUGCAAUCCAGAGAAGAAUUAUUCCUAUAUUUCCACCAAAGCCGCGGCAAACAGAAGGAGUGCUUCGCAGUUAAUCCAAGACUUCGAUGUGUGAUCAUAAGCCUGACGAUUUAGGCAAAACAAAUUAAACAAAAUCCACCAGGAAAAAAUAAAAGCAAGCUAAAUCCGGCUACAUACAUCCUUGAAAGUAGUAUCGGGCCUGGGACUACCCCUUCGCGGUGUAGCGGCAGUCGGAGAUCUGGCUGCGGAGGCAACCGCGUAGACACCUCCCUGCUUAGAAAACAAACACUGAACCAGACCGAUCCCAGUUGGAGGAUUGCCCAGGACUACACCGCAGCGUAACUGCAGGCCUCUCAGCGCAAAAGGGGGAAAGCAAAGACCCGGGUCUGCAUCCUCUACCUCGGCUUCCGCCCCUCUCCGGCGGAGUGGAGAUCCUAUUCAGAGGGGCCAGUCUCUCUAAAUAUGCCCCAGGAUGACCGAGCGGCCGCCGACCGAGGCGGCUCACAGUGACCCCCAGCUAGAGGGAGGGGACGCGGCCGAGGCCCGCAUGGCCCCCCCGCACCUGGUCCUGCUGAACGGCGUCGCCAAGGAGACGAGCCGCGCGGCCCCCGCGGAGCCCCCAGUCAUCGAGCUGGGCGCGCGCGGAGGCCCGGGGGGCGGCCCUGCCGGUGGGGGCGGCGCCGCGAGAGACUUAAAGGGCCGCGACGCGCCGGCGACCGAAGCGCGCCAUCGGGUCCCCACCACCGAGCUGUGCAGACCUCCCGGGCCCGCCCCGGCCCCCGCGCCCGCCUCGGCCCCAGCAGAGCUGACCGGCGACGGCCGCAUGGUGCAGCUGAGUCCUCCCGCGCUGGCUGCCCCCGCCGCCCCCGGCCGCGCGCUGCUCUACAGCCUCAGCCAGCCGCUGGCCUCGCUUGGCAGCGGGUUUUUUGGGGAGCCGGAUGCCUUCCCUAUGUUCACCACCAACAACCGAGUGAAGAGGAGACCUUCCCCCUAUGAGAUGGAGAUUACUGAUGGUCCCCACACCAAAGUUGUGCGGCGUAUCUUCACCAACAGCCGGGAGCGAUGGCGGCAGCAGAAUGUGAACGGGGCCUUUGCCGAGCUCCGCAAGCUGAUCCCCACACAUCCCCCGGACAAGAAGCUCAGCAAAAAUGAGAUCCUCCGCCUGGCCAUGAAGUAUAUCAACUUCUUGGCCAAGCUGCUCAAUGACCAGGAGGAGGAGGGCACCCAGCGGGCCAAGCCUGGCAAGGACCCUGUGGUGGGAGCUGGUGGGGGUGGAAGUGGGGGAGGGGGCGGCGCGCCCCCAGAUGACCUCCUGCAGGACGUGCUUUCCCCCAACUCCAGCUGCGGCAGCUCCCUGGACGGGGCAGCCAGCCCGGACAGCUACACAGAGGAGCCUGCGCCCAAGCACACGGCCCGCAGCCUCCAUCCUGCCAUGCUGCCCGCCACCGAUAGAGCCGGCCCUCGGUGAUGGGUCUGGGCCAGCAGGAUCAGCCAGGAGGGCGUCCUUAGGCUGCUGGGAUGGUGGGCUUCAGGGCAGGUGGGAUGAGAAUUGGGCCCUUCUGAAGCAAAGCGGUGGACUUGAACUUUCCUGGAUGUCUGAACUUUGGGAAGCCUUUACUGACCCUGGGGCUGGUUUUUCUGUUUCCUGUACCAGUAGGAGAUCAGAAAAAUGGAGCAAAGUGGUAGGUACUUUUUGUGAAGACGCACGGUCGUCCCUCUUCCCUCAGUCCCUAAUCCUUCCCAAGUAAGAGGCUGGAGUUGUCACUGCUUUUGGCCUGGAGUUUGGGAUCCCUGUCUUUCCUGAGACCUGGGGUUGUCAGCUCUCAUCUGAGGCAUCCAACAGUCUCUGCCUUGCCUUUAGCCCCUCCCAAGCUGGCUGGGGUGGCCUGUGUGGCCACUUCCAUCCAUAUUUAUAGGUACCCAAUAGCUGCCCAUUUCGUGAGCCCCAUCUUCACCCAGGCCUAUGUUGAUCCAUCCAGCUUGCCAGAUGCUGCAGAGUCACAAGCCUCGAGGUGCCUUCUUCAGGGCCUGGUUGAAGAUGAUCAGUGGACAGUCUGCUCUAGAUGAGCUGGGUCAGAGGGUCAGGAAACCCAGUCGCCCUUACUUCUUGUCCUGGGCAUCAAAGUUCUGCUUUCUCCUCACUGAGACUUGCCUUCCUAAGCCUGGGGCUGUGGAGACCGUGUCUGCAGCCCUGAGAGAGCCCUGCUGGGCUUUGUGUGAAGGCAGAGAAAGGGACAAUGAUAUUAGAGUGAUAUGGAGCAAGAGAUAUUUUGGGCAUGUGGACUUCAACUCCUCCCACAUCACCGUUCAUGCUGGCGAGUGAAUGCCAGUGUGCUGAUGGGCGUAUGCUGGUGCUGAGUAGAUGCACAGCCCCAUCUGUGCAUUCUCCUAGAUGCUUAGAGGGAUUUCUUUGCUGUAAGAUGUCUGUUUGCUGAUGUUCUGGUCUGCGUUCGGAAUUGAGCACAAACUCUGUCCUAUGAAUGCUUUGCAUUUGGAAUUUUUGCUUGACUUCAGUUAUUGGUGGAAUCUUUAGCUUUCAAUAGGACCAGGAUCCAGCCUCACUUCUAGGGUAUGGGAAGUCCAGUCAGAGACCAGGCCCUGGCUAAGACCCAAACAUACACACAUUCACUUAGCAGAACCUUAAACACCCCUCAGUUGUGCAGCUGUCAGCAAAGGUGUGUCUGGGAGGUUAGUUUAAUGCAAUAGAAUUGCUCCCCUCUGAAAAUUGUACAUGAAAUUUUUGUAAAUCACAUCCUUAUCCUUCAUCUUUUGAAGAAAUAACCACUGCAAGUCCUUUUGUAAAGUGAAGAAUCCUUUUGUAGAAUGAACCACUGCCCCUUCAUUGAUUUCCUGUGUCAAUCCAGAUGGUGGGAUGUGGUUUCCUUAAGGUGAGGCCUGUCUGUGACCUGCAUCUAAGCCCAGGGGACCAACUGCACAGAAGUCCUCUGUGUCUGUCAUUGUACCCUUAAGUCACCCCAGCCCUCUCCCUCUAGGCUCUGCCUUCGAGGUCAGAGGAAAGAUAGGCUAUGGUCCUGUCCUGUCAUGCAAUAACUCAUUACUGUGGCUGUCUGGAAAGCCCCUCUUAUAGUUUGGGCUUCAACCCAGUGGCUUGCCCUCACCAUGAUGGGGCUCUAAUUCAGCCAUGUGCAGACAGAUUAAUAUGUCUGCUCCCCUCCCCUUCCUUUUAAGGAAGGUCCAAUUCUUGAGCUUGGGGCAACAUUGUUCACCUUCAUAGCACUCUGGCUCCCCAUUUAAUUUCAGGCUCCCCAGAUCAUGUUUUGGUGAGCAUUAGGGUUGGUUCCUUUCCAAUGUUUGGAAGAUCCUGUGAGGAACCCCAUCUGUCUAAAGAUAGAGUCAUUGCUGUAGGAUCUAAAGCCGUUUGCUUCACAGUGAAUUCGCUUGACUUAGGAAUGAGAAGUAGCCACAGUGUGGAUGGGUGGACGGGUUUCAUGAGAUGGAUCAGAUAUUUUAUCAAGAACUCAAACUUCUGGCUCCCUCUUCUUUCAGACUUGCCAUGUGACUCUGGCUUGGCCUAUCUCCUGGGGCUAUGGUGUGGACUGAAUGGGAUCAUGAAAGUAGACAGUUUUGAGAGCAUAAAGAGCUUUUUUUCCCCCUCAAUCUCAAUCCUGCAGUGGGGUUUUGCAGCCUGAGUCCACGACCUAGGCAGUGGGUCGGUGUGCCUGACUGCCCAGCAUUUGGGUAAUUUCGAUUGUAAACCACUUUGGCCUGAGUUAUCGAGAUUGUCCUCAUUUCUCCAGAUUAUCUAUUUUUUUGUUGUUGUUUUUUGUGAGAGACAGUGUCUUGUUCUGUCACUCAGGCUGGAGUGCAGUGGUGCCAUCAUUGCUCUCUGCAGCCUUGAACUCUGGGCUCAAGCAAUCCUCCCACCUCAGCCUCCCGAGUAGGGAGGACCACAGGUGUGAGCCACCACACCUGGCUAUUUUUUACAUUUUUUUCUUUUUUAGUAGAGAUGGAGUCUUGCUAUAUUGCCCAGGCUGGUCUUGAAGUCCUGGCUUCAAGCAAUUCUCCUGCCUCUGCCUCUAGAAGCACUGGGAUCACAGGUGUGAGCCAUUGCACCCAGCCCAGAUUGUCUUAAUUUCUGUCUUGUUCCAAGGCCAGAGACAGUAAUGAGAAUGGAAAAGAGAUAUGGGAACACUGGCAGACUAUGUAAAAUGUAAUGCAACUACCCAAAACAAGCCUGGUAGGAAAGGGCAAGGCUUUAGGUCUUUGUAAGAACUAAAGAAGAUCCGUAAUUUUUAUUUUCACCCUCUGUACCCCAUGACCUUAUCCUUCCUCUCCUUCCUUGUUACCCAUGAAAAACUGGCAACAUUCCAAGAAUAGCAUCUGUACAAAGGGGAAAGAACAUAAAGAUAAAACAAAACACAACAUUUUGAGAACAAAGAUGACCAUAACCACUGAAGGGAAUCACAUCUUUUAAGACAAAUUCAUAUUCUUUUAUUUGUUAUGGCAAAUGACAAGAUGGUACAACCUUUAUUCUUUUCUAAAAUAAAACAAAGGGCAUAGCAUCUAUAGUCAGCCGACAACUAUUUCUGCCUUUUGGGGGUGGGUCUGGCCGUACUUGUGAUUUCGAUGGUACGUGACCCUCUGCUGAAGACUUGCCCCCUGCCCAUGUACAUAGUGCAUUGUUUCUGUGGGCGGGCCCAGCACUUUCCGUCAAUGUUGUACUGUAUGUGAUGAAUUGCGUUGGUCUCUGCAUUUUUCUGCAGAAGAGGAGUAACCGCUCUAGGUACCUUGAUCUUUGUACAGCCCAGAGGCCAACACUGUGGGUGUGUGACUCUUUAGCAAAAAAAAAAACCCAUGUGGUGAUGAUGUGUGUAUAUAUAUAAGGAUAUAUCGGGAAGAUUUCUAAAUAAAAGUUUUACAAAGGGGC
Molecule: messenger RNA, 5362 nt
Organism: Rhinopithecus roxellana (golden snub-nosed monkey)
Lineage: Eukaryota; Metazoa; Chordata; Mammalia; Primates; Cercopithecidae
Gene: TAL1
Product: TAL bHLH transcription factor 1, erythroid differentiation factor
Exons: 6
Coding region: 947-1942 (331 amino acids)
Biological process (GO): regulation of transcription by RNA polymerase II
Molecular function (GO): DNA-binding transcription factor activity, RNA polymerase II-specific; protein dimerization activity; RNA polymerase II cis-regulatory region sequence-specific DNA binding
Source: RefSeq, a predicted model, not a curated record